AAGGACAGAAUUCCUAAGUUCACGUGAACGCACCGCCAGUCCCUGUAGGUAGGGCUGUGAACGCAGCACAAUGCGGGCUAUAACCUGUUUGUUUUGAUGACGGAGGUGAUUCGAUGGUGAUAAACAUCAACUGUUGAAUUACUUCCCCGUUAAACUGCGAGCAGAAGUUGACCGAAGUUCUCCCGAUAGUCUUCGUUCAUUUCCGGCGGCCGUAUGGCUCCUUCCCGUCCACCUGUGAGCCGGUGGUAGCAUCCCGGGCCCCGCUCCGCUGCAGGCCGCCAUGGGGACGCUCUGGUCCCGCAGAGGCAGCAGCGUCGCCCCCUCGUCCGCUUCCAGGCGCGAGGCGGGCGACGGAGACUCGGACGACGAGUCUCUGGACGGACUCGUCAGGCGCGAGGACAUUGCCCAAUUCCCGUACGUGGAGUUCACCGGCAGAGACAGCAUCACGUGUCCGACCUGUCAGGGCACCGGCCGAAUCCCCUCAGAACAAGUGAAUGAGCUGGUGGCUCUGAUUCCUUACAGCGACCAGAGGCUGCAGCCUCAGAGGACGAAGCUGUACGUGGGCCUCUCGGUUCUGCUCUGCCUCCUGGUGUCUUCACUCGUGGCCUUUUUCCUCUUCCCUCGGUCCGUGGUCGUGGAGGACGCGGGGCUGCGCUCCGUCACCGUGCGCUUUGAUCACUCCAGCAAGAAGGUCCUGAUGAACAUGACGAGCACGCUGAACUUCAGCAACCCAAACUUUUUCUCGGUGCUGGUGCAGAGCGUGAGCUGCCAGGUUCUCUACAUGAAAACGGUGGUCGGGACUCAGCAGCUGGACAACUCCACCACCGUUCUGCCGCUCAGCCAGAGUCAGCUGAACUUCACCGUCAGCGUGGAGAUCGGCAGCAGCGCUCCGUAUGUUUAUGCCUUCUGCACCAUGCCCAUCAAGGUCCACAACAUCGUCAUCUUCAUGCAAACCACCGUGAAAACCUCCUACAUGGUGAGAACGUCCCAGAACAGCCUGGAGUCGUACCGCUACAUCGACUGCGGCGCCAACACCACCUACGACCAGAUGGGGGUCCAGCGCCGGCGCCCCCCGCUGGCCUGACGCCGCGUCACCACUCCACAGUUCAGCUCCGCCUCUAAUCCUGCAAACGCUCCUCUGAGGAAAUUUUGCUCAGUGACUCACAAUAGCGCCCCCUGUCUGCAGCACUCCCGUAUCACGGAAGGAUUUGGUGUAUCUUGUUCUUUGUUUGUUCACCUUUUGUUUGUUUGUUUUCCACUCGAAGCACAUUAAUGACUUUUUAUGAGCUGAUAAGUUAAUAAAAAGUUAAAGCAGAGAUUUCAAACGAGAACAAAUUUUCCACCAUUUAAAAAGGAUUCUUAUUAUUUCCACUCCCCCACAGAGGGAGGGCACACAAACACGAGCAGAUCAGGAUGUGUUUGAAUCCGAUACGGACCAGAACUUUUAUUUAAGCUGUACUUUACUCUGAGAGCAGCCCGAGUGGAAUCAAGCUUUCCUUUUUUUAAGUUGGAAAAUGCUUUGGAAGUAAUUUAAAAUGUAUAAAAAGGGAAUAAAUAAAUUAAUUAUUGAUCACAGUG
Oryzias melastigma (Indian medaka) is the source of this 1578-nucleotide messenger RNA. RefSeq names its product transmembrane protein 106C. NCBI's taxonomy places the organism in Eukaryota, Metazoa, Chordata, Actinopteri, Beloniformes, Adrianichthyidae. The record is from RefSeq and is a predicted model, not a curated record. The transcript is spliced from 8 exons. Bases 281 to 1084 code for a protein of 267 amino acids.